AUGGUGCUGGGGACCUCACGUGCCUUGUCCAACGUCACACUCUGCAAGAAGACAAAUUAUGGUACGUGUGAGUGUUCCUCCUCUCACCUUCUGCUGCUGGAAAGGCUUGCACAAGAGUCAGCAUCAAUAGUAGAGUUGACACUGGGCAAAGGUUUGGCCUAUGUGCUGGAUUCCUUCAUCAUGUCACUAGUGGACUCCUCCACAACUACUUGUGGCACUGGGGAUCACCUUAAGCACCUAACUCUUGGGGAAGCCUGCCUUGAAGUCUCCAAUUCUGAUCCUGUCAAUAAUCUGCAGCUGUGGGCACAAGCUGUUGAGUGUUACAAGUGUCCACCAUGGCCAUACCUGACCCUUGCCCCCACCACCUCUCAAGCUCUAGUGGUCAACACAACAUAUCCAACUGAACUGUUCAUCAGAAAUAAAGAUGGGAGUGACCUUCACACAUUCUUCUAUCAUUUUGGAGAGUACGGCACCUACCAGCUGGGAAUCAACACGAAUAAUGUCACACAAGUCAAAAUCCUCCAUAAAGCCCAGAAUGAAUUUCUCCCUCUGAUCACCGCGGCUAUUUUCUUCUUCAUGCUGGUCUUCGUGUGGCAGUGUGCAAAGUUCCUCGUUCGUCGCAUGAAUGUUCCGUGCUCACCUCGAGCUGUUAGGUCACAUGUGGUAGAUGAACACAGCCCUCUUUUGGUAGCUGCAUCAGGAUCGGAGAGUAGCCCCUCAACCUCUCAGUCAUUACCGCCAUCUGUUGAGUCAUCUUCACAAGUUACUGUUCCUGAUUCUAUGAGGCAGGGAGGACGUUUGCAAUCACUGGACACUUUUAGAGGAAUAGCCAUAGUGGUCAUGAUCUUUGUGAACUAUGGCGGGGCCAAAUACUACUUCUUCUCACACGCUCGCUGGAAUGGUCUCACUGUUGCUGAUUUGGUCUUCCCCUGGUUCAUGUGGAUAAUGGGUGUCAGUUUGAUAUUCUCGGUGCGGUCACAGCUGAAGCGGACCACCAAGAGGUACCGCAUGGUUCUCAAGAUACUCAAGAGGUGCAUUAUCCUCUUUGCUUUAGGUCUUUUCAUUAAUAGUGAAAAUGGGCACAAUUACAUACCCACCUUCAGGAUUAUGGGUGUGCUUCAGCGCUUUUCCAUCUGCUACUUCAUCACUGCAUUAAUGGAAGUUUACUUUAUGAACCCUCAGGAGUCUCCAGAGUAUGUGUGGUACUGGAAAAUACGUGACAUCGUGCGGUCAGGAGUGCAGUGGGUAAUCACCGUCGUGUUGGUUGUCAUCCAUUCAGUUAUCACAUUCAGCCUUUCUGUCCCAGGAUGUCCCACUGGUUACCUGGGUCCUGGGGGCUUGCAUGAUGGAGGACAAUACGGCAACUGUACCGGCGGUGCUGCUGGAUAUGUGGAUAAGAUGAUACUUGGCGAGGCACACAUGUAUUCUCAUCCCACCUGCAGGAUAAUCUACAACAGUGAUGAGCCUUAUGAUCCUGAAGGCUUCUUGGGUAUUCUUACAACAGUGUUAACAGUACAGUUGGGAGCAGCAGCAGGACGCAUCAUUAUCACCUACCAGGACCAUGGAUCACGUGUUAAACGCUGGAUGGCUUGGGGAGCUUCUUGUGGCAUGCUAGCAGGUUUCAUCUGUGGCUGGCGUAAGGAAGGUGGUCCAAUUCCUGUGAACAAGAACCUUUGGUCUCUGUCGUUUGUGUUGACCACAGCCUGCUUUGCUUUCCUCCUGCUGUCAUUCUUGUACUUGGUCAUAGACAAGUGGAAAUGGUGGAGUGGCAACCCAUUCAGAUAUCCUGGUAUGAACGCCAUCCUGCUGUACGUAGGUCACGAAGUUUGUAAUGGGUUAUUCCCCUGGUUCUGGGAACCUGUUAAACAAUACCAUGCUUAUUUUCUCCUCAUGAACUUAUGGGGUACGAGUAUCUGGGUCAUUGUGGCAUACCUCUGUCACAGGAGAAAGCUCUAUAUAUCUGUGUGAAACUGUACGUGGAGCAUAAUAACUUUUACUGGUGCUCAAGUAAACAUUGAUGGUUGUGUAGAAUCAUACUGUAUUUUAAUUACAAAGUUUAUUACCAUGUUUUUGUUGCAUGGUGUAGGAACCAAUAAUUUGUAAGAUUGGCAUUAUUGAGAUAAUGAACACCUUUAAGGAAAAUAUUUAACCGUUUCACUGCAGCUGGUACAGUACAGUCAAUUAAAAAAGUUUCAACCACUCUGCUGUGCCUAACAAUAUGAGCCAUUAUGUCAAGACUGUGGUUACCGGCAUCAGUUGGUUGUUAACUUUCAUUUUCUGUUCCAGUGACCUUGAGGUGGUCGAUACUUAUUUUACUGACUGUAUAUAUUGUUCGGUACAGGGAUAGGGUUUCUGCCUUCAAAGUUCACGCUCAGCAAUUUGGCGGGCAAAUACUAGUUAUGGCAGUUUUAAAUGGCAAGCCCUCAAGUGUUGUCAUACAGCAUAGAAAUUUUGUGUGUGUGAAUAAGUCAGUGUUCUUCAUCAUGUUGAAGAAGAGAGUACAGUAUGAUAUGUUAAUGCCAGCACCACUUCAACCUCAGCAUUGAGGCAAGACUGCAAUUUACCACAAUAAUUAUUGCAUUAGAACCUCACUUUAACUUUAAAAUUAAUGUUGUAUUAAAAAAAAAUGGUAUGCAGUAUAUUAUACAAAGCUAGUGGUGAAUUUAUGAAAAAUAAAUACAUAGAAGAGAAAAAACACAUUUAUAUCUUGCGUAUGGCAUCAAGUCUGAACUGCACCCCUCACCGGAACACCUGUUAUUAUGCAACACACCUUCCAGGAGGGUGCCUGCUUCCAGAUGAGACCCAACUUUUCUUCAUCAUGAGUAAGUACAGUACUCUUAUUUUGUUAUACAGGUUAAUUAUAAUUAAUUUACCUGCCACACGAGGGGUGGGCCUAGUAAUUAUAUAGCCACAGUAAAUUCAUAUUAUGUUCUUUGUAAAUGAAAACUUUUAGAUAUACAGUAAUCUAAAAGCAGAAACCUUCAAGUGGUGUUCUAAUGACUAUUACAUACAAAUUUUCCUGGAAGUAGUCAGUAGCCUGUGGUGGUAUGGUGUUCACACUAUACAUUCCACUUACCUAAAUAGACCAUUAACAUGCUUGUGUUGGUCUCUGAUUUAGUCAUGACAAUAUUUUAUACAGUGCUCUCAGUAGUUAGUCUGUGAUGAUAUUAUUUUAGUUUUUUGUACACCCAGAAUGUCUAUAUCCUGUAGUACAUUGUAGUAUUAUUGUAAGUGGUAAAUGUAUGAAAGUGCUUGUCCACCAGCUUGGUAUUUAAUGCUUUGGAAUUGGAGCCUCAAAAAUUACAUAUACAGUACAGUAGUACAUUGACUUAACAUACAUCUGCUUAUCUAGAAUAUCAUACCACCAGACUGGGGGUUGUCCAAUAAUUAUAAUUGUGUCAAGUUACCCCUGGAAUAUCAAUGCUAAAGUACUUACUGUACAAUGUAAGCUCAGUGGUGAUGGAUAAUUAUACAGUACGUACUAUAAUGUGGGUAAAUUAUUGAAGACUGCUAGUGUACUGGAACUCUGUGAAAGGGAAGACUUUACAUCAAGGGCAGAAGACGUGGCUCUUCCAAGGAGUGAAGUAAUCUUUACAUGUUGGCACUGGUUUGAAUGUACAGUUUACAUAAUAACAUUAACUCUUGAAGACCACUAAAGUAGUACAGUACCAUCCUAUAAAAUAAUUAGUCAGGUAAGGCAAUAAACUACUGUCCUUGAUAAGUAAAAUUUUAUUAAUUAUAAUGAUCAGUUUUUAACACUGCACUUUUGUAAGAGUUUUUGGUGUUGAAUAAGCAAGUGUGUGUGUGGACGGUGGACACAUCAAUAUGUAGUCUGGCUCGAGGUUCCUGCCUUCCGAGUUUAAAUGUGUUAUUAGAAGUUAAGUGCCAUAUUAUAUUAUUUCCACAGGUGUUUGUGGAAAAAAUUAUUAAUCUUUGUUUUGUUAUUUUAAGCUAUUAAUACAUUAAAAAAUACAGAAUUUUAA
Molecule: messenger RNA, 3983 nt
Organism: Homarus americanus (American lobster)
Lineage: Eukaryota; Metazoa; Arthropoda; Malacostraca; Decapoda; Nephropidae
Product: heparan-alpha-glucosaminide N-acetyltransferase-like
Exons: 15
Coding region: 1-1968 (655 amino acids)
Source: RefSeq, a predicted model, not a curated record